Haliotis rubra (blacklip abalone) is the source of this 1499-nucleotide messenger RNA. Its product is annotated as A-kinase anchor protein 17A-like. Gene Ontology annotation, molecular function: nucleic acid binding. Lineage: Eukaryota; Metazoa; Mollusca; Gastropoda; Lepetellida; Haliotidae. The record is from RefSeq and is a predicted model, not a curated record.
AAACAUACUGGAAUCCGAUUAUCAGCUAACACAAACUUUCCAAUCACUGUCGGCAGAGUAGACGGCUUCCAAAAUUCUGUAUUCAGAUUAUCUAAUGACAAAUAAUGACAAAUAAGAUGUUCCCAACAAUUAGAAUUUUAUUUGGUGCCGUUUUCACCAUACGUUUUGUAGCCGUUUUCGCCAAGUCGAGGUUCCGUUAUAUCCAAAUGGUGCCGUUUUCGCCUGGUGCCGUUUUGCUGUGGUUCCGUUUUAGCCUGCACCCUAAUUGUAAGUAUCAUUUUCCAGUAUGAAAUGUUGGGCGGUUUUGGAACAGGGUCGUUUUAGACAGGCGCAGCUUAUACCUCAAGGGAUAUGUUCUUCUCAAACAAUGAAUGGUUUUCAGUAAGCUGAAUAAAAGUCACGGUAGUGAAUUUCUAAAUGUAAAACUGCAGUAACGUCCUACGUGCUGUGUAUAAGUCAAGAGCGCUUUGUAUAAAACACUGGAUUGUCUGUAGCGAAAGAAAAGCCAAUGUUUUGUUUGACCAUUUGUGACUUGUGACUGUGCAUGUGCCAAAACGAAGAAAAUGUCAAACACGACAGUUUGUAAUGACACUUCGGAGGCAGUGGAACUUCAUGAACCGAUGAAGCUUUAUCUCAAGCCUAUAGCUAAACUUAAUGUCUGUGUCCAACUUCCACAGUUAAAGACACCUGGGAAGAGUAUAUCUAACUGGGAGGUUAUGGAAAAGGUAAAACAUAUGAUCAGACCAGAAAUAUUUAACAUUAAAAUUGUGAAAAGUUCUUUGGAGUUCAUUCGGUUAGAGGGUGAAAUCGAAAACAAAGGGAAAAUAAAAUUGUUGAUCGCAAAACUUGAUGGGAAAGCGAUCAAGCUAAGUGGAUUUCCUGAUAGCUUAAAAGUAAGAGCUGCAGAAGCAAAGAUAAGUUUUCCUCUAAGACAUGAUUGGGAUUCAUAUUUCCGUGGCAAAAAUAUGAAUGAGAUGAAAAGUGGGGAAAGACCGGAUACCAUUCACUUCAAAGAAUUGCCAACAAGAUGGUUUGCUUCAAGAAAGGAUUCAAAGAAGGACAAGCCAAGUGAGCAGGUGCUUAGGAGGGUGUUUGAAGUGUUUGGAGAGGUUCGAUGUGUGGAUAUUCCCAUGUUAGACCCAUACAGGAAGGAAAUUAUUGCUGCCACAAAACCAGGGUCUAUACAGACAUUUUGUUAUGGUCAAGAUCUCACGUUUGAUGCUUAUGUUCAAUUCAAGGAGUACAUUAGUUUUGUCAAGGCUAUGGAUGCAUUGCGAGGUAUGAAGCUUAUGAACAAAGAUGAAGAAGGCAAGGCACUCACUGCAAACAUCAAAUGCCUAAGUGAGGUGGAGGUCCCGUACUCCUUCGGGUCGUCCCUGAGGCAGGUCCAUGAGAAAAUAGCGGAAAUGUUGCCUCAGGUAGCUGUCCCUGUGCAGGAGCCUGAUCUUGUGGAAUUUCGGCUCCUGGGGGGAGGCUUUUGCGCCCAGCCGGGUUACUGA